CGACUCACCCGACUCACUCAACUCAACUCAACAAUGGCACGCCUCAGAUUCAUCUUAGUAACCUACCCAGCUCAAGGCCACAUAAACCCAACUCUCCAAUUCGCCAACCGUCUCACCUCCGCCGUCCACGGCGGCGCCGACGUCACCUUCGCCAUCCCUCUCCACGCUUACCGCCUCAUGACAGCAAACGGGUCAGAAUCCGACCCGAACAAAACUAUAGAAACCUCAAACGGGUCGGUCAUAACCUUCGCCCCGUUCUCAAUCGACGGUUAUGAUUCCGUAAUCGGCGAUGACCGGCGCCGCUACUUGUCGGAGAUGAAGCGGUGUGGGACCCGAGCCGUAAGAGAUCUCGUCGUUUCGGGUCGAAACGACGGUCUUCCGUACAGUUUCUUGGUCUACACGCUUCUUCUGCCGUGGGCUGGUGUCGCCGCCGACAGUGUUGGUCUGCCGUCGGCGAUGUUGUGGAUUCAACCGGCGACGGUUUUUGCUUUGUACUAUCGUUAUUUUUACGGUUGUGGUGAUUUGAUAAGAGAGGUUUUUGAGAGAGGGGAUUGUUGUCGUUUUUUGAAAACGACAAUAGUUGGAUUGUCGUUGGAGUUUAGUAGGAGGGAUUUUCCUUCGUUUAUGGAUCAUGAAGGUACUUAUCACAUGGUUAUGGAGAGUUUUGAGGAGCAAUUUGAAAUGAUUGAAUCUAGAAAGGAGAAGAGAAUUAUACUUGUCAAUAGUUUUGAUGAGUUGGAGGGUGAGGCGUUGGGAGCUGUUAGCGGUGUCAAUUUGAUUGGAAUCGGAUCGUUGAUUCCAUCAGCCUAUUUCGAUGAAAAAGAUUGUCGUGGUGAUGAUAAGGUGUUUCGUGGAGAUCUUUUCGAGAGAUCGAAGGAUGAUUACAUCGAAUGGUUGAACUCGAAGAAUGUAAGGAAUGUGGUUUAUGUAUCGUUUGGGAGUCUUUUGGAUUUGCCUAAGGAACAAAUGAAGGAAAUAGCUAAAGGGUUGUUGGAUUUUUGUCAUCCAUUUUUGUGGGUCAUUAAAGAAAAAAGUCAUCACAAGUAUCAUGACGAUGAUGUCGAUGACAAUGACAAUGAUGAGCUAAUAAAUUAUAGGGAAGAGUUGUUGAAGCUUGGGAUGAUAGUGACAUGGUGUUCUCAAGUGGAGGUUUUGUGUAAUCAAUCAAUCGGAUGUUUUGUGAGUCAUUGUGGUUGGAACUCGACCCUAGAGAGCUUAGCUGCAGGUGUUCCAGUAAUAGCGUUUCCCAUUUGGUCAGAUCAAGGAACAAAUGCUAAGUUGAUUGAGGAUGCGUGGAAAACAGGAGCGAGAGUAAACCCUAACGAGAAUGGUAUUGUUGAAAGUGAUGAGAUUAAGAGGUGUUUGGAAUUGGUCAUGGGAGAAAAUGAAGAUGGGGCGGAAAUUAGAAGAAAUGCAAUGAAAUGGAAGGAUUUGACAAGGGAGGCUACUAAAAAAGAUGGAUCUUCGGAUAAAAAUCUCAAGUCUUUUGUUGCGGAAAUGGUUUGUGGAACUACAAUUUGUAACGAUUCUAUUAAUGCGUUGUAAAAUUUAUUUUUUCUUUUGAUUUGUGAGAACAAAUUUCUUGUUCUUUUCUUAAUUGUUUUAGAGUUGGAGUUGAUGUGCCUUAGUUUUAAUCCAAAUUUAUCUUUUGGUAA
Cannabis sativa is the source of this 1655-nucleotide messenger RNA. RefSeq names its product phloretin 4'-O-glucosyltransferase. The transcript has a single exon. NCBI's taxonomy places the organism in Eukaryota, Viridiplantae, Streptophyta, Magnoliopsida, Rosales, Cannabaceae. The record is from RefSeq and is a predicted model, not a curated record. Gene Ontology annotation, molecular function: UDP-glycosyltransferase activity. The coding region runs from base 34 to 1545 and encodes 503 amino acids.